Molecule: messenger RNA, 1848 nt
Organism: Dufourea novaeangliae
Lineage: Eukaryota; Metazoa; Arthropoda; Insecta; Hymenoptera; Halictidae
Gene: Nprl3
Product: nitrogen permease regulator 3-like protein
Exons: 7
Coding region: 1-1632 (543 amino acids)
Biological process (GO): TORC1 signaling; negative regulation of TORC1 signaling; positive regulation of autophagy
Cellular component (GO): GATOR1 complex
Source: RefSeq, a predicted model, not a curated record
AUGGAAAUAAACCCAUUAAGCAUAAUUCUUGUAAAAAGUGAUAGUAAAGGUGAUAGACUUUUAUUUCGUUAUCCUCAUGUGGCAAAACAUACACGAGAUUCUAGUCAGUGUACUAAAAGAAAGAAUCCUUACUCUUUAACUAUCGCAGAGGAUUCAUUGCAGUCUUUACCUUUUUCCACUUCUAAUGUAAGCAAUGGAAAUUUAAUUGGAGUUACCGAUGAAGUGUUAUCAACAUUAUUUGCUGUUAAACCAGAAUUAUGCGAUCAAAAGUUUGAAUUAAAAGUAAAUGAUGUUCGCUUUGUUGGUCAUCCAACUCUAGUUCCAUCCCGUGGACUAAAAGAAGUAAAUUCUUCUAUGCUUUUUAAUAUAGUGUUUGCUCUUCAGGCACAAGCAAGUCAUUCAAUAGUAAAAUGUUAUUAUGAUUUGAGCAAAAGAUUAGGCAUAGCAUUAAGGCAUGAAGAAAAGAGAUGUGGAUUUUUAACAGAAGAAAUCAAAAUUAUGGUUUCAACUCAUGAUGAAGUUGCUACUAGAUCAGAAAGUGAAAGUGAUUGUGAUGAAUCACCAGAUGAGUUAAUACUACAGAGAAGUUUGCUUGCACGUGAUCUAAAAUCUGUGUUCAGUAGCCUCAGCACAUCUGGAAUAAUUAACAUUAUGAUUAAUAAAUGGAUUCAAGUACGCUUCUGCCUUCCACAAAAAGUUCAUCAAUCCCAUAAGAAAGGAUUUGUUAUUAAUCCAGAAAUAAUAGAUAGGUGUUUAAAUAGUUUGAGACCUUAUCAUGGUUUAUUGUUACUUAUUGAACCAUUAGACUUGUUGGAUAUGCUUCCUAUAGAUUCUUCUCCAGCUCUUAAACGUCUCAUUCAAAUGUAUAGUCCACUGAAAAGUUUACAGACUUUAGCUGCUGAUUCUGAUCUUACACUUACACAAGUUUUCCAAUUAACUGGACACCUAGUUUAUUGGGCCAAAGCUACUAUAAUUUACCCUCUUUGUGAAAGCAAUGUUUAUGUUGUAUCACCAGAUGCUGUUAUCUCAGAUCAAUCAUUGGAAACAUUCUCUGAAGAAUUUCCAGGAUUAUGCCUUUUACAAGUUAUUAGUGAUUUUUCAUUGCCAACAUCUAUAAGUCAAAAGUUAAAUCCUUUGAAUCAAUCACAACAACAAACACAGUUAGUGAGAAUAAUAAUAUGGUUAUUAAAGAAUCAUUUGCUUUUACAAUUGCACACAUACGUACAAUACAUGCCAACUGUGCAUGGUCGAGUAACUCUGGAUAUAAAGGAUGAAACAAAUUAUAAUUUCAACGAGGUCACAGAAUGUGGUAGCACAAGGAAUUUGAAUGAUGCUCCAAAAGGAACAUCAAAUGACAUAAAAGAAGAGUUAUUAAAUCUUCAUAAAGAAGAUGGAAUAUAUAAUUAUCAGUCAGAAGAAUAUGAUAUUCCUUCUGAUGAUAGGAAACUGCUUGAUAGGCUGUGUAGCUUUGGUUAUUUCAAUGGAGGGCAUCAUUUAGAAGAAAUUAUGUAUUUAGAAAAUAUUCGUAGGUCUCAAUUAUUACAGAUUUUAGAUAAGUUUCGAGAUGUAUUGAUUACAUGUGAGUGCGAAGAUCCCGCUAUAGCUCUCUUUUACAGUCAGUUUGGUUUUUAACAUUUGAAACCUAAAUAUGUUCUUAACACAUUAAGGACCGCUCACGAGUUUUCUCGUGUUUCGCGUCCCAUCUGUUAAGGACCGCUCACGAGUUUUCUCGUGUUGUACAAGUUUACCACAAAAACGUGCGGUCCCAGGCGUAUGUCUUACAGAUUUCUCUGCGGUCCUUAAUGCGAUAAUACGUUCACUGUCACAGUGAAAAAGGCCGUACGUAGC